Messenger RNA from Alosa alosa (allis shad), 5102 nucleotides. It is a transcript of the gene trappc8, whose product is annotated as trafficking protein particle complex subunit 8. The record is from RefSeq and is a predicted model, not a curated record. Gene Ontology annotation, molecular function: protein binding. Gene Ontology annotation, cellular component: cytoplasmic vesicle; phagophore assembly site; TRAPPIII protein complex. The coding region runs from base 205 to 4752 and encodes 1515 amino acids. Gene Ontology annotation, biological process: endoplasmic reticulum to Golgi vesicle-mediated transport; protein localization to phagophore assembly site. The transcript is spliced from 30 exons. NCBI's taxonomy places the organism in Eukaryota, Metazoa, Chordata, Actinopteri, Clupeiformes, Clupeidae.
GGCUGCUACUUCGGUGAUCACAUGACAGCCGUGGUGGCUGUCGGGAUGAGAAUCGAUCAGCAGGGUACUGGAGGUUUCAACAUGGCCGCUUCGGGCUGUCACUAAGGGAGUUGUUUUCAACUCAAGAGCCGUUCUCUUGGCAAGAGUAAAUAACGGAGCCAUUCAGUAAUUGGUGCUGGUUGAGAAACCAAGACCAGCAAAGCAAUGGCUCAGUGCGUUCAGUCAGUUCAGGAGUUCAUCCAGGACUCCUUCGUUCCGAUGGUUGCCGUCUUAUGCAGCGAAGAUGCAGAGAAAGUCACCCGCAAAAACAACCUGAAUUUUCCGGAGCUUCUGCGGCCUUUCUGUCGGCUCACUUCUGAAGGGCACCUGCGAGACCCCAACAACCAGCUGGUGGUGGUGCGAAGUCUGCGCGUCUGUGUGACGGGCAUCAGCACACGCCCGCCCCAUACGGCCACACUCCGUGCUGCCCUCACCAACGCCGUGGCCACCUGCCAGCCGCCCGACACGACCAGCGCUAACGUCAUCACGGCGGGAGACUAUGACCUCAACAUUAGUGAUCGCUCGUUAAAAGCGAGCGUGCCAUGGUACUCCAGCUGGAGGGACACUCUCACCCAGCUCAGCUCCAGCAGUCACUUCACAGCGACGACCCCCUGGUUUGAAGCUUACAGGGAGAUCUUCCUGCAGUCCAUGCCUGGGUCUGAGCAUGAGUUCCUCAGCCACUACCUGGCCUGCAUGCUGGUUGUGUCGUCGUCGGAGACGGUGCCUCUGGAUCAGUUUCUGAAGCUGUCCCAGGAGCAGCACAAGAUCCAGCACAGCGGAGAGUACACCCACCCACGCUGGUUCAUCCCCAACACGCUCAAAUACUACGUCCUCCUGCAUGACAUUAGUGAUGGAGAUGAGCAGAGAGCGGAGAGUGUGUAUGAGGAUAUGAAGCAGCGGUACGGCUCUCAGGCAUGCUACCUGCUCAAGAUCAACUCCAGACAGGGAGGAGCUGUGGGCUCUGAGGAGCAGAUCCCUGACCCCUGGAGCCAGUACCUGCAGAAAACACACACACAGGAAGUGUUUGAUGAUACCGCAUCUACCAACAGCAUUGAUAAUGACCUCAACAGUUCUUCUAAGAUGGACGAUGGAGACACCCCCACUAAAGAUGGCAUGUCCAACAAUCUGGACGAGCACCCUCUCCAGCUGGACCAGUCGGCGGAGCCAGUUCUGCCCGGGCAGGGGGGUGAGUCACUGGAAGGCGAGGAGGCGCGUGACCCUAAGCCCGGCGGCCCCGGAGGAGGAGGAGGAGCGGUGGCCCUUCCAUCGUCCAGUGGCACCCAUGGGGCUUGGCUCACCCUCACUGACCACGACCGCAUCCGCCAGUUCAUCCAGGAGUUCACCUUCAGAGGCCUGCUGCCCCAUAUUGAGAAGAACAUCCGACAGCUCAAUGACCAGCUGGUAUCUCGGAAGGGCUUGAGCAGGUCGUUGUUCUCGGCCACUAAGAAGUGGUUUGGUGGGGGGAAGGUCCCUGAGAAGAGUAUCAGUGAGCUGAAGAACACUGCUGGACUACUCUAUCCCCCAGAGGCGCCAGAGCUCCAGAUCCGUAAGAUGGCCGACCUGUGCUUUCUGGUGCAGCACUAUGAGCUGGCCUACAGCUGCUACCACACCGCCAAGAAGGACUUCCUCUCCGACCAGGCCAUGCUGUAUGCAGCCGGCGCACUGGAGAUGGCUGCGGUCUCUGCUUUUCUUCAGCCUGGAGCCCCUCGACCGUAUCCAGCACAUUACAUGGAUACAGCCAUCCAGACGUACAGAGAUGUGUGCAAGAACAUGAUGCUGGCCGAGCGCUGUGCCCUACUGAGUGCUGAGAUUCUGAAGAGUCAGGCCAAGUACUCCGACGCUGCUACACUGCUUAUCAAGAUGACCAGCGAGGACUCUGAUUUGCGAAGUGCUUUACUUUUGGAGCAGGCGGCUCACUGCUUCAUUAAUAUGCGUAACCCGAUGGUGCGCAAGUUUGCCUUCCACAUGAUCCUGGCAGGACACCGCUAUAGCAAAGCUGGACAGCGGAGACACGCGUUGCGCUGCUACUGCCAAGCGCUCCAGGUGUACCGUGGGAAGGGUUGGUCACUGGCGGAGGACCACAUCAACUUCACCAUUGGCCGGCAGUCCUACACACUCCAGCAGCCGGACAAUGCGGCAGCAGCCUUCAGACACAUUCUCAUCAACGACAGCCAGCAGAGCCCCACCCAGCAGGCCGCCUUCCUUAGAGAGUACCUUUACGUCUACAAGAGUGUGAACCAGCCGUCGGGGGAGACUGACACGGAGGGCGUGCUGCCCCAGCUGCCCCUGCCCUGCCUCAACAGUGCACAGACGCGCGUCUUCUUCGGCCACGAGCGCAGGCUCGCCGAGGGUGAGAAGCAAGCAGCGACUCAUGUGACACUGGACCAGGAGUGUGAUGCGGAUAUCUCGCGCCUCUGGAUCCGAUUGGAGGAGCAGGUGGUUGCCAUGGUGAAUCGGGGCGUGGUGCCGCAGUCGUUUCAGCCCACCCAGGCCUGCCUCAGCCAGCACACUGAUAACCUCAGAUUUCCACUGGCCGUUGUCAAUGAACCCAUCAUUGUGGAGGUGUCUUUCCGGAACCCUCUGCGGGUGCCUCUAAGUCUGUCUGACCUCUCGUUGCUAUGGAAGUUUACCCCUGAAGACUUCAGCCGACUGCCAGACAACACACACGCCUCGUCUCAGAGCAUCACCAACGAGAAGGAGGUCCUCAACCCACAGACCACACCGAAAGAUGACAUCAUUACCACUGAGGUCAUUGCAGAGUUCAACAUGAGUCCAGAAGAGACCAAACUGGCACGGCUGAAGCUGCUGCCCCACCAGACUGGAGAGCUGAGGAUUCUGGGAGUAGUGUAUAACCUGGGCACUGGGGACUCGGGAAACAGCUCAGCAGAAGGGCUCCCAGUGGGUGGUUUGAGUGUACGUGGUCGGCAGGAUCUGGAGAUACAGGGCCCACGACUCAACCAGACCAAAGAGGAGAAGACCAGCGUGAAGCAUGGAUCAGACCACCGCCUCGACCCCAUCAUUACCCCACCCAUGCCUUUGUUAGAGGUGUUCUUCCUGCACUUCCCGACGGCGCUGCUGUGUGGGGAGCUGCGGAAGGCCUGGGUGGAGUUUGUGAACGUGAGCGGGGUGCCGCUGGCUGGGCUGCGUGUGGCGUCCACGCACCCGCACUUCUUCACGCUGGGCGCCCGCGGCGGGCAGGGCCAGGCACGCACGCCCCUCUCGCCCGCUGCCUCCGAGCACAACUCGGCGUACAAGACCGUCUCCGCGCUGCCCUCCACCGUCGCCGCGCUCACCCUGGUGUCGCCCGCAGAGUUCGGUGCCAGAGGGGCAGCAGGGGUCGGCGGUAGUGGAGGCUUAGAAGGGAUGCCCGCUGGAGUUGGCAGUGCCAGGGUGGUGGAGGUGGAGCUGCCCGGUCAGGUCCUGCAGCCGGGCGAGGCCCUCCAGGUGCCCAUGUGGCUGCGGGGGCCCGACACAGAAGGCGUGCACGAGAUCCACUUCCUGUUCUACUACGAGAGCACGCAGAAGAACGGCAAACUCAGUCAUAGGGUCCUGAGACACACCGCUGUCAUCUGCGCGAUCCGCUCGUUGUGUGUGCGUGCCUCGGCCUGCCGCAGCAACACUCUGGCCCUGACACACACACCCAACCCGGCACCGGCCCAGACGCCGGCUCAGGACCACAGGAGCGGCAGCAUGCUGGUCUUCGUUGAUGUGGAGAACGUCAACACCAGUGAGGUUGGGGUGCGUGAGUUUCACAUAGUGCAGGUGUCCAGCUGCAGCCGUCACUGGAGACUACACACCUGCAUUAACCCAGCUGGAGACAAAGACUCAAAGCUGGGGAGCAGAGAGAGGGGAAAGCUAUGUUUCAGAGCCAGCAGAUGCAAACCACAAGAAGCUACCUCAGAUGCUGAAAACAAACUCACUUUUGCAGACUUGAACUUAGGAAAUGAGCAGAUCGUGAGCUCUUCCACCCCAUGUGCAGACUUCUUCUUCCGCCGAGGCCCCUGUCCGGAUCAGAAGCGAUGUGGUGUGGUGGCGGGUGCAGCCUGGGGUCAGGGACUGGGGUCAGGGACUGUUGUCGACGACAGCCUGGCUGUGGUGAAGAAGUGUAGUGAGAUCGAGCUGGACCUCAUCGUCCUGUGGAAGGCAUAUGUUGUGGAGGAUAAUAAGCAGCUCAUCCUAGAGGGCCAGCUACACGUGUCUCUGCAGACUAUUGGCAAAGAGGUGUGCUCUCUAACGCAGAAAGAGGAGAGCCAGGAGAUGGUGCUGCUGAAGUUCAAGCCUGACCCCCCGCCCCCACUAGCCAGACCCUCCCAGGAGCAGCUCUCUCAUCUCAUCAAGACCUGCCUACAGUACCCGCAAACCUACCAGCACUCCUUUCCACAGCAAAGUUUGUGUAUGGUUCCAGUCACGCUGAUGCUGUCGAACUGCUCGCUGGCUCAGGUUGAUGUCAUCAUUGACCUGCGACACAAGUCUACCAGCCCUGAGCCUCUGGAGGCGUGCGGCAUGUUCGUGUGGCUGGGUCAGACGCAGUACAAGCUGCAGCUGGCCGCGCAGGAGGUGCGCUGCGUGCGUCUGCGCGUCUGCUUCACGCAGCCGGGUGUCUACAACCUGGGCACGCCGCGCGUCUUCGCCAAGCUCGCCCACAGCACCAACAUGUACGAGACCAGCCAACAGAGCGCCCUGCCUGCCCUUAUUGUCAUCGACGGCGUCUAACACGGAUAAAAACGCUCCACGUCUCGUGGGGUCAGAGCGCUCUCCAUGACCCUGGCUUGACCCUUCAGCGACGACGGUCAACAUCAGUGACAUGGCGCAGCAGCCACUGCGGCAUCACUGCAAACCUUUUACACGUCUUUGCGGUCUCUCUCUCUCUCUCUCUCUCUCUCUCUCUCUUUUUAUGUGACUGCAGCUCACAUUUACUGCAAUCUGUUGACAUCUCUGCUGUGAAACUCUGGUCACUUGGUCACUUGACUGUUGUCACAGAGACUUUACUGCAACUCUAGCACAACCUCACCCUCACCACAAGAGCAACGUCGCUGCAGUCCCUCCCAAAGGGGCGGGCGGGG